AUGAUGUUCUACAUUAUCAGUCGACUACUAGCAGUAUCACUCUUUAUAACCCUCAGUCACUGUCAAGACGGACGCAUUUUCGAGUGCACGGACGAAAAUGUUAAUGACAGCAAGAAAACAUUACACGUGCGGUGCUCGGACGACAAGGUGAUCCGGAUUAAUGAAGCUAUAUACGGUUUAAACCAGCUGAAGUACUGUAUGUACACAGUGGGCGAUUGUAUAGAGAACAUCAAUUUGGACGACGAGUGCUGUGGACGACGGCAGUGUGACGUCACCAUAUGGAGGGUAUUCUCGGCCAAGUGCGGUCAUUACGUCUCGUUCUUUAGGCUCAUAUACGACUGUAUUCCAGCCUAUAAAUCGGAUUGUGCAGUUUACGUCGACCCCGACGACCUUAGUACAAAUCCCUUACACACUUCGACGUUACCCAAUACUACAUCCACACAGAUUGAUAUGUUCCCACCAGUUACAGCGAUCACCGAUCCUUUACGUCCGAAGAAAGAAUCGACGCUCCCAGAAAAUGAAGACAGAGAAGAUCUCACCAUCAUCCUUGGAUCAGCUGCUCUGGUCGCGCUACUUCUGGCAGCCAUCCUAAGUGUUAUCUUCAUGCUGAGGAAGUACCAAUGGCAAAGUGAAAAACAAUGUGUUUUGUCAAUGUUUGUUGGGAUGUGUACACGACAACCUCCAGAUGGAUGUGAAGACCCAGAUGGAUCCAUACAACAUAUGUCACAACAUGGCCAUUCUGUGUCAGUUCAUCCGGUCACGACAGACAGAGAGGCCAACAACAACCAGGAUAAUGAAACUGUCCCCCAAACUGUUUUAACCGUGGAAAGUGACAUAUCUGAUAAUAAUCAAAAUAAAGAAAAUGCGCAGGAAGAAACGCAAGAUUACACACCACCAAGCAAACGGAAACGGAAACGAAACGAACCAAGUCCAGACAUUCAAAUAGGAUAUGACUCUAAGCUCAGAGAAUCACCUGCAUUAUUAGAUGAACAGAUGUCUUUAUACAAUCGGAACAUACUUUUCAGUAAUAAGACAGUUGGUAAACAGAUCGCUGUAAAUGAAGGCGAGGAUGUGAGACACCUGCAACAUGUUAUAACUCAGACAAAGGACAACCACCGUCCGUCCCCUCGUGCACUUAACGAGAAAACGGGGACGACUGCAGUGUAG
Molecule: messenger RNA, 1167 nt
Organism: Ylistrum balloti
Lineage: Eukaryota; Metazoa; Mollusca; Bivalvia; Pectinida; Pectinidae
Exons: 5
Coding region: 1-1167 (388 amino acids)
Source: RefSeq, a predicted model, not a curated record